UUUAUUUAUCUAUCUAUCUCUCCCGCUCUCUCUCCCAUCUCGCUGCUCAACCCACCGUGUCCUCUUUAUCUGCCUCUUCAUCGCUCUCUAGCUCCCUUUCAGCUGAUGGAGCUUAUUGUGGACAAAUAGGCUUAGGGAGCAUCACUAUGGCAACGGCGAAUCGUAAAAAGCAACAUAAGCACUUCAUCAGGGGCCGUGAUCCAUUGGCUCCCGUUGGAGAUGGGUGCCCCCAACCUCCUGCAACAAGUAAGGGCAGGCCAGAGAGGCUCCUGGGAGGGAGGAGGGGGUGAGAGGUGGAGAUAAUAUUGUAGGACUGAGAGCAGAGAGAGGGAGAGAGGGAGAGAGAGAGGAUUCAAUUCUCUUCUCUCUCUGCUUUUCAUUAAGCCAGUUUCCUCUCUUCAGCAUCCGUCUCUGGUUUUCUGAGGGGCUUCCUUCCUUUUUAGGGAUUUCUUGUGGAGUCUAAGAUAAAACUUAAAAAGAAGAAGAAGAGGGGGGCUGUGAAGAAGAACAAGGCCAUGGCCUCCUGGUUCAACUGGAAUGAGCCGUAUCACCGCAGCCCCCAGCGUGACCCGGCCGACGUGGUCACCGACACCCUGAUGCUGGAGUUCAGCUGGCAGCUGAAGGAGGCAGAGAGGCAGCACAGAGAGAGGGAGAACGAGUACCGGCGCCUCAAGACCGGGGUGGACUACAGCUGGCUGGCCAGCACACCUCGCUCCUCCUUCAGCAUCAGCACCGGGGAGAAGCUGGGCCUGGAGGACCUCUGCUCCAAGGUGCCGCCUCCCUGCUGCGGCCUCGUCAUACUCAAGUUCAGGGAGGUCAUGCAGGCCAAUGAGCCCGAGGUGCAGGAGGUUCCCGGCCUGUUUCGCUCCGUCCUCCUGGAGGCUCUGGAUCACCUGAAGGAGGAGCAGGAAGCUCAGCGGCUCGCCCGCCAGUGGAACAACAAACGUGCCAUGAGCAUGUCCCUCAUAAACUUCAGGUCCCGCAUCAAGAUCAAUCCGUUCGGAAGCACGGUGGGCCUGACCUCCGCUGUGGCCGAGGGGGCGGGGAUGAGCGACCUCAAAACCGUGUCAGAAGAUGUGGAGAGAGGGAUGGAGGGGGGGGAGAGAGCGCAGAGGGUGUGGAGCAUGCCUGAUUUCAGAUACAAAGGAGCCAACAGCAGUAAGGUGGUCUGAUGUGGGGCGUUCACGGGACAGUGAUGGGGAGACAUUUGAGUGGGACAGAUGCUGAUCUCCAGGACUCUCUACUGCAGUAUGUCCACUUUGCACCGGGCGAGGAAGGAUGAAUCCCAUAAUCCUCCAACUCUCUUCAGUAUGACACCAAUCAGCAUUUGAGCCAUUUUACUGCAUUGUCUUCACACCUGAAAGGGCAAUGUCAGGUGUUUAGCUCAGAUCUUCUGUAACUUUGACUGCACCUUUUUUGUGAUGGUUUCAACUUUGCUUGAGAUUUUCGCCUCUUGCUGUGAAGAUCUUAUCAGUAGACAUUUACUGUAGCCUGGUAAGGAUAUUUAUGUGAUUUAAAGUAGGGAUGUCCCGAUCCAGUCUCAAAGAUCAGUAUCGAGGCGAUCAAGGCUUAUUUUGUUUAACCGAUGGGUAUGUUGAGCCUGAGUGCAGCCGUCGUCAACUCUCCGCUGUCUCUUCUCCACUCCGGUAGACUCACAGGUCAGUCUGUCAGUGAAUAGAGACUGAGGACUUUGCAGAACCAAUCAAAAGUCUUUAGGGCUAUCACAUAGUGGUGACGUCGUUCUGUGCUUCUAAACACUAUUGUAUCAUAUAACGUUGCUAAGGAUGUCCAUUUGUAAAAUUUUAAAAUCUAAAGUUCCUUUCACGCUGGUGUAAAAUGUCUUUAAAGGGUAGUAUGUUUGUCAGCAGCUGUUCAGACAACUACUUUGCCUUUAGAAAUCCCCAAACGACUGAGAACAUAACACAGUAUGAGAUGAAUCGUAUGUUUGUUUGAUAUUUUAUUUGCACUCAUUUUAUCUGAGCUCAGUGUGAGAGUUGCAGCUCAUGCUUGGAGAACAAUCGCAUUCACACCAUGAGCAAAAAGCCAAUAAGAGUAAUUUAUUCAUGUAAUCAGCGCAAAAGAUGUAGACGACAAAACACUCAACAGAAUACAGUUCAUUCAGUUCAACUGAAGCCAAAGCUGCACCAAAGUAACAGAAAGUAAGAGAGAGAAAGCGACAAGGCCAAAAAGAUUAGAGAGGUGAUUGUUAUUUUAUAGUCAAUUAUCAAACAUAUAUGCUUACGUUGGAUUGAUUUGAAUAACUAUAAUGUACUCUAAGUGUGCACUGUGCAUCUGUACUAUUUAGGAAAAUAGAAAUAUCGGAUCAGGACUCGUAUCGGCUGAUAUUCAAUAUUAAACUGACUGAGAUGGAGAUCGGGACAUCCCUAAUUUAAAGGCUUUCUUAACCCCUAAAUGUUGCAGGAAUGAAUGAAAUAUGUUGUCACGCAACACAAACUGACUGCAGAGGUGAAUGAGCUUUAACGACAGAAUGUUUUGUAUGAGAUUUAUGUAGAAAUGUUAAUAACUCAAAUUCCUGGUUAACAGUCGAUGUUCACAUAAAUGUCAUUCGGAGGGUGAGUCAUCCUCUCUACAGACCGCUCUUUGUUUUCCGCCAACAGCACACUCAGGACUCAUCAUUAUUCAUCAUGCAAGGUCAGCUUUUCUGUUGUUCUUCAGAGGCAGGAAAGCAUCCAGUAAAAUAAAUAAAAUAAACACACAUAGAAAUGUUAUCAGACCUUCUAGAGUGAAAUAUUUAAAAUUAAAAUAUUUCCAGCAGUU
This is a messenger RNA of Dicentrarchus labrax (European seabass), 2778 nucleotides long. RefSeq names its product retinal degeneration 3, GUCY2D regulator (gene rd3). The record is from RefSeq and is a predicted model, not a curated record. The coding region runs from base 516 to 1172 and encodes 218 amino acids. Lineage: Eukaryota; Metazoa; Chordata; Actinopteri; Moronidae. The transcript has 3 exons.